Messenger RNA from Colletotrichum godetiae, 2464 nucleotides. Its product is annotated as fungal-specific transcription factor domain-containing protein. Lineage: Eukaryota; Fungi; Ascomycota; Sordariomycetes; Glomerellales; Glomerellaceae. Gene Ontology annotation, cellular component: nucleus. The coding region runs from base 1 to 2334 and encodes 777 amino acids. The record is from RefSeq and is a predicted model, not a curated record. Gene Ontology annotation, molecular function: zinc ion binding; transcription cis-regulatory region binding; DNA-binding transcription factor activity, RNA polymerase II-specific. The transcript has 3 exons. Gene Ontology annotation, biological process: positive regulation of transcription by RNA polymerase II.
AUGCACACGUCGAGAUCCAGAGGAGCACAUUCUUUUGAAGGAUGUAAGACGUGCAGGAAACGUCACCUGAAAUGUGACCAGACUACACCCAGGUGUAGGCGAUGUUGCCUCUCAGGCUUAGAAUGCGAUUUCAAAGCGGCUCUUCGUUGGGUCGUAGUGGCCGGCCCGGACGACUGUAGCACGUCCGUUCCUCCCACAAACGACGCUUCACAGUAUUCUCGGCGUCACUUGUACUCUGAAGAAUUGAGAGAAGUGAUGAGCACUUCUCUCAUUGCAAAUCUGCCCUCGACUGUCACCGAAGCUCUUUGCAGGAUCGAGGACAUGACCAAAUCAGCGGAAAUCAACAAGGACAUGAUUCUCACUGUUGGGCCAUUCGGUGUCUUCAAUGGAGCGUAUGCAGCUGAAGACGGGAAGCCAAAGGUCGAGCAAGGUGCGAAGCCGAAUAUCGCAGUGGCCGAGAAAUGCACUACCGACGAUCCCCCCAUUAUCUCGUUUUCGGAAGGCACUGUCUCACCCUUCACCGAAUGCAAUCCUAUGCGAGGCAACAAUGACGCCGCUACCGAUAUCUCGGGCUAUUCCGGACCUAACGAGAACGACUUCACGAUGUCUAACGCCCUCGAUGAGCUGUUCUCGGACUCUCUAGAUUUCCUUCAAUGGGGGGACUUGUUCACCUGGGAUAUCGAAGUGAACAAUUCUCCCCAGCCAAGCUAUUCCAUGGACUGUGUUUCAAUGACCAAUCAACCAGUAUGCGAUAUGCUAGACGGCUGGACACUCUGUGAAACGACGAUCAAUUCGCAGACAAAGGACACCCGAGAGUCCGACAGCAUACAACCUGGCGCCAUAUUACAGCCACAAGAAGAUCUAGUCGUGGAUGCUCCGCUUCUACUCAGGCACUUCUAUGACGAAGUGAUCAAUCAGAUGGGCUCACUGCCGAUUAACGAGAAGUCCGCUUGGAGAAUCUUGAACUUUCCUUCUGCUAUCGUAACACUCAGUCAGCUUACUAUCCUUGGACUUUCCAUUAAUGAUAUACGACACGCCAACCUAUCAAACCUCUAUGCCAUCAUUGCGGUAUCCGCAUUUCAUUUAUCACUCAACUCAGAUAACUUUCCAGAGCUAGCUAAGCCGGAGCGGUACUGGAUGUCUCUUUCUAAGAGGACAUAUGAAUGUGCCAAGUCCCAAUUAAAGCUUAGCUUCGAGGAAGAAUCUGCUACUCCUACCAAAGCCAAAUACAAGGAACAACUAAUGGCCGCCGCAGCCAUUCUUGCAACCGCUCUAUUGUCUGGUAACGAACAAGACACAUGUCGCUAUCUCCUAGAAAUGGAGAGGUUGAUACGUGUUCGCGGAUUGCGAAAGUCAAAGUUAUCACGUCGAGCGCGACUGUUGCAUAAUAUUUACGCCUGGAUGAGGAUAGUCUCGGAAAGCACUAAGACAUUCCAUGACGAAGCACCAAUACUCGACUCAAAGAGCAUUAAUGAGGUCUGGGUUACUGCUCAUGACCAGGCUCAGCUCGGAACAGCAUCAUCUAGACCAGCCAUCCCCAGCUCAGAGUCGCUGAGAAAAGGCUACCCAGAAAUUACUCUUGAUAACUUUCUUCACUUGGAACCUUUCCAACUUCAUCCUGACCACACUUCCGGUAGGCCCAUCAACGUUGAUGUGCCCCUUACUAACAAAGACAUACAUCUGGCGAGUUCGAUACAGGACCAAGAAGACAUGUAUAUGCAGAUCUACGGCGUGCCUGAAACUUGGCUGAGGCUUGUAUCUCAGAUCACGCGACUCGCCAACGUCAUGGAUCAUCUUGCGCCAAAGGAAAGCCAGCCUGACGCCAUAAAAAUGGCAGCACUGCAGCCAAAGGCAUCUUAUCUCGAGGAAGCUGUCUGUGCUUUCAGAGCAAGAUACGACAGUCAGCAUGAACAGGAUCUGGCUGACGAGAAGCCCCAUGUGCACAUGGUGCGGGCAUUAAGCCCAGCCCUGAUGAUAUUUUUUUAUCGAAGGAUUCGAAAGAUUAAUCCCAUGCUGCUCCAGGAAAGCGUCGAUGAAGUGAUGGAAGCUUUGCAAGCGUUCGAUGAAGCGCUGAGCCGGAACAAGUUGCUAGGGCCAGGCACAGCUUGGCCAGCUUUCAUUGCAGGCGCAGAAGCGACGAAACCAGAGAAACGGGAGCAGUUUAGUUCUUGGCUAUUGAAAGCCCAUGCUAAGUCUGGAUGGAAAGGUUACUGCGUGUCGAGGGAAGUUUUGCGUGAGGUUUGGAGAAAUCAGGAUGCUGAUUAUAACACGUCAAGACGCUCAACGUGGGUAGAUGUUUGCAGGGCGAACCGUCGCUGGCCACUACUAUGUUGAGACACAUGCAAAGGAUGGCUGCGAUAGAAUGAUAAGCAGCAAGCUGGGUUCAUGUCCAUUUGUAUGUGGGGAUUAGUCAAGGCAAACGCGAGUCUCGAGGCAUGUGCAAGCCUUCGAAUGAUGUUACGUU